Messenger RNA from Sinocyclocheilus anshuiensis, 2788 nucleotides. Its product is annotated as transmembrane and TPR repeat-containing protein 4-like. The transcript is spliced from 18 exons. Gene Ontology annotation, biological process: endoplasmic reticulum unfolded protein response; protein O-linked glycosylation via mannose. Gene Ontology annotation, cellular component: endoplasmic reticulum. Gene Ontology annotation, molecular function: mannosyltransferase activity; protein binding. Lineage: Eukaryota; Metazoa; Chordata; Actinopteri; Cypriniformes; Cyprinidae. Bases 497 to 2713 code for a protein of 738 amino acids. The record is from RefSeq and is a predicted model, not a curated record.
CUUCUCCGCGCGCUAGCAGGAAGUACAGGCGAGAGGCUCAUACAGGGAUCAGCCAUCGUUUAGCCACGUAUUAAGCCUUUAUUUCCACAUUCGUGUGGUUUAACGAUAUCUGCAACGUAUUUAUUUGACACCGGUGAUUUAAAGCUUGUAUUGCUCGUCUUCAACAGAUUGUAAAUCUUUCUCGUCGACGGGCAGACAGUUAUUGACGUCAGUGCACGUUUAUACUAUUAUUAUUAUUAUUAUUAUUUGUGAAUCAUGUUUUGACGAUCGUCAUUUUCGCGCGAGCAAAAUAUAUGAGUAGACAACGUAGAAAGCGUGAAUGGUUUCGUAUCCUUUGCUCGCUUUAACAGCCGGUUGCUAUGCAUUGCAUGCAUCUGUGUGUACAGCCAUGCAGCAAAGCAUGCAACUGUGCUGAGAUGUCACACCGCCUUUUCUAACAGAUCUCUGUAGUGCAUACAGUUGUGGUGGGUCAGAAUGAACAGAAACCACAUGAAAGAUGGUGCUUUCUGAGCCUUACUGGGAUCAUCACAUCCCCCUGCCAAAACUGGGACCCUUGUACUCCCGGCUGGUCACUGCCUUUGUUGCCCUGAUCUGUUUCAUAAACAGCUAUGAUGGGGACUUUGUCUUUGAUGAUUCAGAAGCCAUCAUUCAUAACAAGGAUUUGAAUCCUGACACUCCAUUGAGUAACAUCUGGAAAAAUGACUUUUGGGGAAGUAACUUAAGUAGCAACUCCAGUCACAAAUCCUACCGGCCCCUGACCGUCCUGACCUUCAGGAUCAACUACCUCUUGGCUGGUGGACUGCAUCCGAUUGGCUUCCACGUGCUCAACGUUGCCCUCCACUGUGUUAUUUCUGUGUUAAUGAUCGAUGUGUUUGCAAUAUUAAUUGGCGGCCUGGUUCACAACGGAAGAGAGGCGAAACUCAGUCUUUCUCCAAAAGCUUCCUUCCUGGCUGCGCUCUUCUUUGCUGCACAUCCAGUUCACACGGAAAGUGUGGCUGGCAUUGUUGGCAGAGCAGAUUUGUUGUGUGCCCUCUUUUUUCAGCUCUCUUUUCUGGUUUACUGCAAAGCGUUUCAAGGUGGUGAUAAAACGUUCUCAGUAUUGUGGAUAUUUGGCAGCAUUCUUCUUUGUGCUGUAGCAAUGCUGUGCAAGGAGCAAGGCAUUACGGUUUUGGGAGUGAAUGCUGCUUAUGAUAUUCUCAUGGUCUGUAAUCUGAAUAUCUAUGAGCUCGCUCACCAGCUGCUGUCCAGGAGAAAAUCAGAUGAUAUUGGAGGGUUGGUGAGGAGCGGUUUGCUUAUGAGGUUAGCUCUUCUCUUUCUUGGUGGUUCCUUUCUUUUGUACGCAAGGUGGAGAAUCAUGGGAACUGGGCCUCCAUCUUUCACUGAGGUGGAUAACCCAGCAUCCUUUGCUGAAAAUGUCAUCUUGAGGAUUGUGAACUAUAAUUACUAUUACUCAUUGAAUGCCUGGUUGCUGCUGUGUCCCUGGUGGCUGUGUUUUGAUUGGUCAAUGGGCUGUGUGCCUUUGAUUAAAUCAGCUGCUGAUUGGAGGAUUUUCUGGCCUCUUUUGCUGUGGUGCUGUCUGAUGGGCUUGGUAUACCAAGCUCUGUGCUCACAGGACAGCAAUAAAAGAAGGACUCUGACAUUUGGCCUUGUACUGCUGGUGAUUCCAUUCCUGCCAGCCAGUAAUCUGUUCUUCAGGGUGGGUUUUGUGAUAGCCGAGCGGGUGCUGUACCUCUCCUCAGCGGGCUACUGCCUCAUACUGGCCUACGCUGUGGGCUACUGUAGCUGCCACUGGAAGAAACACAAGAGGCUGCUGAGAGUGACCACGUUGACGCUGCUGUGUGUGAACGUGGCUCGCUCUGCACAGCGCAGUCAACAGUGGAGGUCUGAACAGAGUCUCUUCGCCAGCGCCCUGUCUGUCUGCCCGCUCAAUGCCAAGGUGCAUUAUAACAUUGGCAAAAACCUUGCUGACAGAGGCAACCAGAGUGCUGCAGUCAAGUACUACAGGGAGGCAGUGAGAUUACACCCCAAGUAUGUUCAUGCCAUGAACAAUCUUGGCAACAUAUUAAAGGAAAGAAACGAGUUAAAGGAAGCUGAAGAGCUCCUGUCAGCUGCGGUUCAUAUCCAGCCUGAUUUUGCUGCAGCUUGGAUGAAUUUGGGUAUUGUGCAGAACAGUCUGAAAAAGUUUGACGAGGCUGAACAGAGCUAUUGGAAUGCAAUUCGAUUCAGGAAAAAAUACCCAGACUGUUAUUACAACUUGGGACGUCUGUAUGCAGACCUGAACCGCAGCAUUGACGCGCUGAACGCCUGGAGGAAUGCCACCAUGCUAAAGCCUGACCACAGCCUGGCGUGGAACAACAUGGUCAUAUUGUUGGACAACACUGGUAAUCUGGCUCAGGCUGAGCUGAUUGGAAAGGAAGCAUUAAAGAUAUUGCCAAAAGAUCACACCAUCAUGUUCUCCCUCGCCAAUGUCCUUGGGAAACAGGAAAAGUACAAGGAGUCGGAAGGAUUCUUUCUUAACGCUCUGAAGAUCAACCCAAACAUUGCCAGUUGCCAUGGUAAUCUUGCUGUUCUUUAUCACCGUUGGGGAAAACUAGACUUAGCAAAGCGGCACUAUGAACUGUCUCUUCGACUGGAUCCCAGCGCUCCAGGGACCAAGGAAAACUACAACAUGCUAAAACGCAAACUGGAACAGCGGCAAAGGGCUGUUGGAUAACACUGUUUUUGAUAACUGCAUGCCACACAAGUCUUUGUACGGUCUCUACAUAUCUAAAUAAAUUAAUUCAUCUGA